Scophthalmus maximus (turbot) is the source of this 1837-nucleotide messenger RNA. It is a transcript of the gene usp18, whose product is annotated as ubiquitin specific peptidase 18. Gene Ontology annotation, molecular function: cysteine-type deubiquitinase activity; cysteine-type endopeptidase activity. Bases 206 to 1267 code for a protein of 353 amino acids. The record is from RefSeq and is a predicted model, not a curated record. Gene Ontology annotation, cellular component: nucleus; cytosol. Lineage: Eukaryota; Metazoa; Chordata; Actinopteri; Pleuronectiformes; Scophthalmidae. Gene Ontology annotation, biological process: protein deubiquitination. The transcript has 11 exons.
ACACAAGUCGUGUGUGUGUGUGUGUGCACGAUGCUGCUGCGGCCGGUUUUUCCAGCAUCCGCGCACGGCAACUGCGCCAGUUUCGUUUCCUGCGAACGGAGACGCUGCGCGAAACGAAAGUGAUCCCGGUGUGACGUCGACGGUCGUCGGAGUACAGGACGAGUCCGACCGCAGGCUGCAGCUCGUCAAGCGAAGUCGAGACCUCAUGAGUUCGCGGUUCCGCAGGUUUCUCUCCUCGAUCCGCUGGAGCGACCUGGAGCAGGAAAUGAGAGGCCUCUCGAACUAUCGUCUUUCCUGCUGUGUGAACACACUACUCCAGACCCUCUCUGCUACCUGGGAAGUAUCAGACCUGCUCGAAAAGUGGGAAGCAGCUGGUGUGAGAGCCGACAGUCACAAUGUCCCCCUGCAGUUGAAGAGAGUCCUUGCGGCCAUGAGGAGCGACCACCUUCCUCAGCACGUUCCCCAUCGAGACUUCCUCCACUGUCUGGACAGAAACUGCGUCCGACUCAGUGUGCAGCACGAUGCCGACGAGGUGUUCCUUUCCAUCCUAAACUUCGUGCAACAGCAGAUGGACGACAGAGCACUGGCUCUCGAAAUCCAAAAUCUGUACAAGAUUUCCGUGGAGACGCACCUGCAGUGUUUGGAGUGCGACUCCGUCCAGACUCGGACCAGCUACCUGCUCAGCCUGCAUCUGCAUCUGAAGGAAGAUCACAACUCUCUGGCAGGUUGCAUAUCCUCCUUCCUCGAGGACCAGGAGCUGAGGGGCAUAGAUCGCUGCUUUUGUGCAAAAUGUGGAAUCAAGACUCCAUCCAAACAGGGUGUCAAGCUGCUCUCCUUGCCUCGCAUCCUGUGCGUGCACCUGAAGCGGUUUAGGAAUAGCCGCGGUUACACCCAAAAACUCGACUGCCAGGUGACUUUUCCGGAGACCUUUGACUUCUCUGAGAUCGCAAGGGAAGGAUUCGCCACUGACUUUGCCCAGAACGAGUGUAAGUACACUUUGUAUGCAGUGGUAGUGCACUCGGGCAGUGCCAUGUGUGGCCACUACACCGCCUAUGUUCGUCACAGGGGGAACCAGGGCUGGUACUAUGCAGAUGACAGCUUCAUACGUCAGGCGUCCUGGGAAGACGUGCAGAGAACAAAUGGAAAAUACAACAGAUUAAAGACCAAAGGUGACCAUGUUUUUGCAACGAGGGCAUUUCAAACUUUUGAACAGAGGAAAUCCAUCUUGUCUGUCUUCUCUUUCAACAACAAACAUCUUUUUGCCUAACACCUGCACCACAGCAUACAUGUUAAUGUACAGAAGAGGUGCAAAAGAGGAAGGACAACAACCCGAACUUUCCGGCUAAAUGUGCAAGACUAUAAGUGCAAUACACCUAGAUGGAACCAUAGGAAUUUAAGAAACUAGAUACAUAAAUGCUCGAAAAUGAUUAAUUGAACAUUUUUGAUUUUAUUUAAAGUGGUGUGUGGUGUCAUACUUAAUGGUUUUUUUCAUUUUUUUCCAGACCUCAGUGAGCUCUUAGUAUAAACUGUAUGUAUACUUUAAACCAGCAUGGUAGUGUCUGCCCAACAGCAGUAGGUGGCGUUGAAGACCUGAAGACCGAAGGGUUUUCCACUCGGAGACCACACACAUUGUGAACGAGCUCAGCGAUACUGGGGGGUUGGUUUGAAGAGAAUACUCAGCUUAGAUGUUCACUGUUUGGGGGGGGGGGAUACCUGCAAUAGGACUCUGCGUCCAUUUUCCUCACACUCCUGUAUAAUAUGUGAGUCACUCAUGAAAAACAAUGGGUUGCCAAAAGCAUCAGCAACAACAAAUAAAAAAAUCUCUUUCAUCAUCUCA